Molecule: messenger RNA, 1813 nt
Organism: Mugil cephalus (flathead mullet)
Lineage: Eukaryota; Metazoa; Chordata; Actinopteri; Mugiliformes; Mugilidae
Exons: 10
Coding region: 29-1102 (357 amino acids)
Biological process (GO): positive regulation of ERK1 and ERK2 cascade; interleukin-15-mediated signaling pathway; T cell activation
Cellular component (GO): membrane raft; external side of plasma membrane
Molecular function (GO): MHC class II protein binding; protein tyrosine kinase binding
Source: RefSeq, a predicted model, not a curated record
GAUUAAACGACUGUCACUGUUGAUACUGAUGCUUCAGUUUACAGGAGCACUAAGCAGACAGCUUCACCUCAACUUCACUGUCAGAGAUGGAGAUGACGUCACUUUGUCUUGUGAAAAUGUGAUAAAUGAUCAUCGUAACUGUGUCAGUACAACCUGGUUCUUUGUUGGUUCAAGAAGCAGAGCAUCAGUAGAGCUGGUUGGUCUUGGACAGAUCAGAUCUGAACCAGACAGACUGAGAGUUACAACAAACUGUUCUCUGUUUAUAAAGAAGGUCACAGAUGAUGAUUCUGGUCGUUACACCUGCAGACAGUUUGACAAAUCAGGACAACAACAAGGUCCAGAUGCUCAGGUUGAUCUGUCUGUUGUAACCAUGACUGAACACAAUGACACUGAUAAGGUGAAUUUAACCUGCUCUGUGAGGACAAAUGAACCAUGUAGACAUUCAGUGAAGUGGCUGCACAAAAAUCAAGAAGUGGACAAAGAUAACAAGGAAUUAAUAACAUCACAGUCUUCCUGCUCUGCUUCUGUCAAGUUUCUGACUUCUCAUUUCAGUUACACAGAUAGAUAUGAACUGUUUAAGUGUCAAGUAACUACAGAGACUAAUGAAGUGAAGCUUUUUACCUUCAGCCGUCGUCCAUCAGGUGAGGACACAACAUCAUCAUCAACAACAACAACAACAACAACAACAUUACAAGGUGAGGACACAAAACCAACAACAUCAGCUCCAACCAAGGGCCCAUCAACAAUUAUGACAUAUGUGUGGUACAUCAUUGUUGCUGUGGUUUUUGUCGUCCUCUUAAUAAUUGUUGUGAAAGUCGUCAGAUGGAAGAGAAGUAAAGGAAACAAAACACCAGCUCAUGUUGCCCUGACAUCAAACCCUGCAGAGACCGAGUCUGCACCAGGAACCAGUCAGGACAUGGCUGAUCCUGAAGAUGGUGUUUCCUACGCCUCCAUCAGCUUCACCAAGAAAACCAACAGUAGAGACAAAGUUCAACGUAGAAUUGAUGAUGAUGACUGUGAUGCAGUGACCUACAGCACAGUGAACGUUCCCUCAGCUGAUCCCAGCAACCUCUACGCAACCAUCAACAAACCAAACAAAUAAGAGACACAUGUCACAGAUCAUCACUUCAUUUAACAUCGAUAAAUUAUCAGUUACAGUUCUUAAAGUUUUACUAUCAGCUUUUUAUUGGAUGGGAUGCAGUUAUUUUAUAACAUUGCUUUUUAUUUCUAACAUAGGCUGUCUUGUUACAGUUAGCUCCAGAAACAUUUAGACACUGAUGCAUUUGUUUUGUUCUGUUCACCAAGUUAUUAAGUUACAGUUGUGUAAUGUAUAUAUAGAAUGCAAUGCAGAAGUAACAUGAAGUAAUUCAUAUCCAAAUGUUCAGGAAUCACAGCUCUUUAAUAUUUAGUUUGAUUUGUUUAAGGUACCAAAAGUCACCUGACUCAAAGGGGUCAGGCUUAGAUUAACUCUACAUCACUGGGGUUAACUCUAACUCUAUUAUUUGGGGUUUGCUCUGUUUUAAUAGUAUCUUUGAUUCCUCUUUCAGUGCUAAUGUGUAACAUACUGUAUAAACAUGUAGUAUUGAAGUGUUUUAAUGCAGCAUCUGAACCUGAAGUAUACUUUAGUUUUUGCUUAUAUCGCACUGUAGGGGGCGCUGUACACUGUGUUCUCUGUUGGACCAGUGUAAGUGACUUCACUGCAGUGUGUUGUGUGUCUGCUCAGUAUUAAUAAGGUGUUCAUUGAUCUUUUUCCAUUUUCUUCAUGAUGUUUUAUUUGUAUUCUUUAAUAAACAUCUAACAGUUUGAAUCCUCA